CCGGGUUAUUGCGAGAUUUAGCACCAGCUUUCAGCUGGGUCUUGUGAUCCCUGUCAGGGGAGGCUUCUGGAUACUCCUGAAUUUCAAUUCCCACCUAUUUAUCGCAUCCACCCCGUAACCAAAAUCCUUUCCAAAAGCCAAUCUCGAAGCUUAAUACUUGAACAUAAGAUUAUUCAAGAUGACUUUACCCAAAGGCACGAUAAUCGCCACAGGCGCAGCAAGUGGAAUUGGCAGCGGCUGGCUCCUCACACAUCUCAAGUCUCCGCAGGCAAAGCUCUACCACACAAUCUACAUCAUCCACCCUUCUGCACCAGGAAAUCUGAGAGAGAUUCUCCAAAACCACGCUCCUUCAGAACACACGUAUGAGAUCUUACCUUUAGAUCUCUCCAAUAUGUCGGAAAUCCGCCUUGCAGCUACGGAUUUUAACCGCCGAGUUGAGAAAGGCGAACUCGGCAAGAUCAAGAUUUUGUUGUUGAUUGCGGGAGCAAUGUUCUUGGAUCCUAAGACGAAGGAUGGAGUGUCUUUUACAGAUGAAGGAAUCGAAUCCCACAUGGCUGUUAACUACCUUUCCAACUACCUUCUCAUUCUCCUCUUACUCCAAAGCUUGGAGAAGAAAGGGUCCCGGAUUAUCGCCAUGGGAAGCACGAACCACAAUCCUGAUUUCUUGUCCACUCAGGGCUCGUUUCAUAGUAAGGAGUUGAAGAUCUUGUUUGGUGACGGAGGGCUGGAGGAUUUGAUUAAGGCGACGGAGAAGGUGAGGACUGGCGACGCAUUUCCGGCGAGCGUGAGGAGGUAUGGCCGGAGUAAAUGGUGUCUAAUCGCCUUUUUGUGAGUAUUUGUCUCCUCUUUUAAAAUUUGAACCUGAGGGAGAU
Molecule: messenger RNA, 872 nt
Organism: Hyaloscypha bicolor E
Lineage: Eukaryota; Fungi; Ascomycota; Leotiomycetes; Helotiales; Hyaloscyphaceae
Exons: 1
Coding region: 179-832 (217 amino acids)
Source: RefSeq, a predicted model, not a curated record